UUUUUCACUGUUUCAUUAGUUCUGUUUAAUUGAUUGAAAACAUAUAAGGUUUGAGAUCAAUCUGAAACUAGCUUGAAGAGAAAGAUUAACUUUUAUGGCUGUUAUUGUUGCUCUUUUGAAACUGGUAUAUCUAGAUGAUUUCUGUGAUUAAAAUAGGUAAAAAUAAACUCGUUCUCUAGUUGCAUGAAUGCACAAAUUUAUCACGCCUGCAUCAGGAAGAUGGCCUGCAUGUCAACUGAAUCGUGUCCUAUGAAUGGUGGAAAUGGCCAGUAUAGUUACACUCGCAAUUCGUCUAUCCAGAGAUGGGGAGUCGAAGCAUCGAAGGCCUUGAUUGGUGAGGCAGUUUGGGAGAAACUUGAUACCAAUUUCUCGACCUUAUUCAAUAUUGCAGAUUUGGGGUGUUCUGUGGGACCGAAUACAUUUAUUGUGGUUGAAAAUAUUAUAGAAUCUGUAAAACUCAAGUACCCAUCCCCCAAUCCGAACUCAGAGGGCAUAGAAUUUCAGGUGUUCUUCAACGAUCUUGCCUCCAAUGAUUUCAACACACUUCACCGGUCUUUGCCUCGUGACAGGGAAUAUGCUGCAUCCAUUGUCCCAGGUUCUUUUCAUGGCCGCUUAUUUCCCAAAUCAUCCCUUCAUUUUAUUCACUCCUCAUAUACACUUCAUUGGCUCUCCAAGGUCCCAAAAGAGUUGCUAGACAAGAACUCUCCUGCAUGGAACAAGGGGAGGAUCUCCUAUGGGAGUGCUCCAAAUGAAGUUGUCCAGGCUUACUCAGAUCAAUUUGCCAAGGACAUGGGAUCCUUUCUGAAAGCUAGGGCACAAGAACUUGUCCAUGGAGGGCUCAUGGUGCUUAUCAUUCCAUGCCUCCCAGUUGAUACAUCACCUUCUGAAUGCCCCCUAAUUGCAGUUAUGGACCUGCUAGGAGACAGUCUCAUGGACAUGGCUAGAAUGGGAUUGAUCAGUGAAGCUAAAGUGGACUCCUUCAACUUCCCUAAAUACUACCCCACUCAACAUGAGUUAAAGACCCUCAUAGAGAGAAAUGGAUACUUCAGUAUUGACAGAACUGAACCUCUGGCUCAAUCCACGACUAAUGCAAGAGAUCUUAAUUUCCAAAUUUUUAUUUCCCACACAAGAGCUGCAUGGGAAGGAGUUAUCAAAAUGCACUUUGGAAGUGAUAUCAUUGACGGACUGUUUGAUCGGUUCAUGAAGAAAGUGUUGAAGUUCUCACCCUUAAUUUCAAGGCACAGCAGCAAGCAGAUCACCGAAAUAUUUGUCCUCCUCAAACGCAAAGCCAGUUGAUGAUAUUGAGACCUCGUUUUAAUUUGAAACAUUAUGGAAUAACUACUUAUGAUUUCAGUGCUUUGGAAUGCUAAUCUUGAGAUGUGUCAUCAAUAUCA
Messenger RNA from Vitis riparia (riverbank grape), 1394 nucleotides. RefSeq names its product loganic acid O-methyltransferase-like. The record is from RefSeq and is a predicted model, not a curated record. Gene Ontology annotation, molecular function: S-adenosylmethionine-dependent methyltransferase activity. The transcript has 3 exons. NCBI's taxonomy places the organism in Eukaryota, Viridiplantae, Streptophyta, Magnoliopsida, Vitales, Vitaceae. Gene Ontology annotation, biological process: methylation. Bases 184 to 1296 code for a protein of 370 amino acids.